Calidris pugnax (ruff) is the source of this 3118-nucleotide messenger RNA. Its product is annotated as cystatin-A-like. The coding region runs from base 2728 to 3024 and encodes 98 amino acids. Gene Ontology annotation, molecular function: cysteine-type endopeptidase inhibitor activity. The record is from RefSeq and is a predicted model, not a curated record. Gene Ontology annotation, cellular component: cytosol. The transcript is spliced from 4 exons. NCBI's taxonomy places the organism in Eukaryota, Metazoa, Chordata, Aves, Charadriiformes, Scolopacidae.
UGUCCUUGUGCUGAGGAGUCCAAAGCUGGAUGCAGUACUCCAGGUGGGUUCUCAGCAGAGCAAAGGACCAGAAUCACCUCCCUCGACCCGCUGGCCAUGCUGCUUUUGAUGCAGCCCAGGGUGCAGUUGGCUUUCUGGGCUGCAAGCUAGCAUUGCUGGCUCAUGUUGAGUUUCUUGUCGACUAACACCCACAAGUCCUUUUCCUCAGGGAUCCUCUCAAUCCGUUCUCUGCCCAGCCUGUAUUUGUGCUUGGGAUUGCUGUGACCCGGGUGCAGGACCUUGCACUUGGCCUGGUUGCAAUUCUUGAGGUUUGCAUAGGCUCACCUCUCAAACCUGUCCAGGUCCCUCUGCAUGGCUUCCCACUACCAACCCUUGAGCAAUGCCAUUCAUCACUGGUUUCCACAUGGACAUUAAUUUGUUGACCACAGCCAUUUGAGUGCAGCCAUCCAGCCAGUUCCUUAUCCACCGAGUGGUCUGUCCAUCCAUCUAAUCUGUGUCUCUCCAAUUUAGGGACCAGAAUGUCAUGCAGGACAGCGUCAAAUGUUUUGCACAAGUCCAGGGAGAUGAAUGUGAGUUGCUCUCACCUGGUUACCCCAGUGCUGUAACCCCUCACAGAAGGUCACCAAGUUUGUCAGGCAUGACUUGUCCUUGGUGAAGCCCUGUUGGCUGUCUCCUUAUGUGCCUUAGCAGAGUUUCCAGGAGGAUCUGCUGUAUGAUCUUUGCCAAACACAGAGAUGAGACUGGCUGGUCUGUAGUUCUCUGGGUCUUCCUUUUAUCCUUUUUUGAAAAUGGGGGUUAUGUUUCCCCUUUUCCAGUCAGUGGGAUCUUUGUCAGACUGCCACGACUUUUUGAGUAUAAUGGAAAGUGGCGUAGCAACUUCAUCUGCCAGUUCCCUCAGGAACCAUGGAGGGAUUUCAUCAGAUCCUAUUUUCUUUAAAUGGAGAGCAUGGUGUUGAUUGAAACCACUUGGGGCUGGAGAUGAAGAUACGCCUCACUUGGGAAUGAAACAGUUAAUUAUCCAGUGACCCCAUUUUGUCCCUCUUUCUGAACCUUUGAAAUUAAUUCUCUAGGUGAAUUUUAGUUGACCUGAGAAAAUACUUGUGCAUACCUGAUCCUAGUGAUUCUGGCCAUAGUGUUGUAUUUAGAGAGCUUUAAAUGCAACACCCCUGCAGGAACACAGCACUUAAAAGUGGGUAAGUAUGAGCAAAGCAGAAUUGCUGUAAUUAUACCUUUAUUUUUUACUAGCUCUAAUUGGCUGACGGUCAAAUGACAAAGUUUGCUUAGCAGCCAGCUGUUUUUAUUACUUAGUGAUAGGGCUUUAAGAACCAUUGAACUUGAACUGAGCCUUAAAAAAGAGGUCUCAUCUUGCAAACCCUUUGGAAUUAUGUUAUAGCACUGAAGUGACUGUAUACUGUCACAGCUUUAAAAGCUGUGCCUCUAUGGGGGUGGGAAGCAAUUGGAGGAAUGAACCUGUGUUGCUGAAAGAUGGCAAAAAUCUGUGCAGCAUCAUCUGUUUUAUUGUUGUUUGUCCAGUGGAGACUCGGACUACUUGGUGGCCUUUAUUUUUUUUAGGCAGCAGGCAUUUAGUCUCACUUUUGAGAAUGAGGCAGAAGUAUAUUCUGAGUCUUUGAGGAUGUAAAUCCUAAUGUUCAAACUUCAUUUUUUCCCAAGGUACUACAACUGCUCUAAGCAGCACUUUUCUCCAGCUGGAGCACUCCUCUUACUCUUGAAGUAUUCUCAUUGGUUUUCUGCAACUCUGAAAGCAGAAAACGUGUUUGUUCUUGAACUGUUAACUUCUUAAAAUUGUGUAUCCUCAAAGACGAAAUCAAAUAUUGCUCAGACCUGUUGGCUGAAUUGCCAGUGCCCUCAUUUCCACAGUAAAUGGUCCACUAAUGAGGUGUAGAGAAAAGUUAGUUUUGAUUUCAAAGUUGGUAUUCUAAUACUGACCUCUAAUACAUGUUUAUAAAAUAUUUGCUGUCUCCAGGGCUUGGAUCUGCAACUGUGGGGACAAAUUCUCUUUUUAUGCCAAAUGUAUGAUAGAAAGUCCUGCCAGCGUGUAGAGAGUUGGCAAAAAUACUCUUGAUAUUUAAGCUUAUAUUGUAUUUCUGUAGAAAUGUAGUCACUGUAAUGAGAACUUACCACAGUCACACCCUCCCAGAUGUUUGCUCAGCUUUUGUGGGAAAACUUACUCACUUAAAGAGAUGCUGUGAAAAGUGAUCUAUGAAAUAGAUGUGAUACAUAUUCAGAUCUUUUUUCUUGCAGUAUCCCAUUUGUUAUGAGAAAACUAUGUAUAAAAAACCCACAACCCCAACAUACCCCUGUUUUUAUUUGAAUCGAAGCAAGUAGAUCUAUAGAAACCUAUGUAUGAAAAACUUUUGACACCAUCAGCAGAGUUCUAAGUCCCAAACAUCCGCUCUUCAGGUGUUUGCAGCUUGCAUACAGAAGGUUGCACUAAGGAGUUGACUUCCUCUCUAUUUAGUUUGCUGUGAGCACAGAGGGGUGUCUCUUACCGUACAUGGCAAAUCACAUGGAUCAGAGGCUGUUUGAAUCUUGAAGUUGGUGGAACACGAAGUUCAGUAAUGGUAGGCUCCAUAUGUUACAUGUCACAUGAUCCCAUGACACAUGCAUAUGUAUAUAUAUAUAUGAGAUGCCUGGUGACUUUGCUCAGACUGCGCUGAACUUCCCUCUUCAGAAGCACCCAUCCUUUCGGAGAAGUUUCCUGCCACGAUGAUGACUGGGGGCUUAUCUGACACUAAGCCUGCUACUCCCGAAAUCCAGGAUAUUGCUAACAAGGUGAAGCCACAAUUUGAAAGCAAGGAAAACAGAACAUAUGGAAUCUUCAAAGCCAUAAAGUACAGGAGUCAGGUGGUUGCUGGGGUAAACUACUUUAUAAAGGUCCAAGUUUCUGACACCAACUAUGUCCACUUACGGGUGUUUGAGGCCCUUCCUGUUGAAAACCAAGGUCUCAAACUUGAAAGCUUUCAGACUGGCAAAACCAGAGAUGAUCCCAUUGAAUACUUCUGAGAGACGAUGAGGAACGGCACCUCGCUUCUGCAAGUCACAAGUGGAUUCUGCCCGUGUCAGAAAAAAUGCAUGACAAUAAAAUAAGUUUGGAAAG